Molecule: messenger RNA, 1548 nt
Organism: Penicillium subrubescens
Lineage: Eukaryota; Fungi; Ascomycota; Eurotiomycetes; Eurotiales; Aspergillaceae
Exons: 3
Coding region: 1-1548 (515 amino acids)
Biological process (GO): transmembrane transport
Molecular function (GO): transmembrane transporter activity
Source: RefSeq, a predicted model, not a curated record
AUGGACAAAUCCGACAUAUCCCAUGUCGAGAUUGCCAAUGACGUUUCCUUGUCUGGCAUUCGGGGAGAUGGACAAGUCGAGCUCUUGCGUGGGGGUGAUGUGGUGCUUAUCCCGACACCAUCGGUCGAUCCUAGAGAUCCAUUGAACCUACCGACAUGGCGAAAAUGGGUGUUGCUAGUUCUCGUUUCUGCAUACAGCUGUACAGCUGUCGUCCUUGCCUCUGGAAUGGGAUCUAUCUUUACCUCUGUCCUGGCAUCUUAUCCCGGACAAGAAGCCCGAGCCAACGAUCUCAUGACUUACCCGACACUGUUCAUGGGUAUUGGUAACCUCAUUGCCAUGCCCUGGGCUUUUACCUGCGGCCGACGACCUGUUUUCCUUGCAUCGAUGCUCCUGCUCAUCGGGGCUGGUAUCUGGUGCCAAUGCUCGCAGAGUCUGGGAAGUCAUAUCGCUGGUCGGAAUAUCAUGUCUCUUGCUGCUGGUCAGAGUGAAGCCUUGAGCCCAAUGAUCAUCCAGGAGAUUCACUUCUUGCAUGAGCGUGGUCGGAAGGUUGCCUGGUUUAUCUUCAUCCAGAACAUUACUUCCGGUGUGUUCUUCGUCGUUUCCACUUACAUGGUCGGCCAUUGGGGGUGGAGAUGGUGGUAUGGGUUCUUCACUAUCCUGAACGCGUUCAUCUUUUUGUUCUCGGUGAUUUUCGUUUCUGAAUCUUACUUUGAACGAUCGGAUGCGGCCCUGCGUGGGAGGCGCUGCCUGAUUCCAAGAUCUCUGACGCGCAUGGCGCCGAUGUACGCUCCGCGCACCUGGGCUUAUGAUCUCAAGUUCAUGGUUGUGAAGCCCCGUCUGCGUGAUAUCCCAACCUUCUACAAGCAACUCCUGCAGGGUCUUCUCAUUCCAACCAUCUUCUGGCUUCUCGUGCUCAAUGGUGCCCACCUCGGGGUUUACGUAUUCCAGGCUUCCACUUUCGCGGGCACUCUGAUGAGCCCUCCGUAUUCUUUCGCUUUUGAGGCUCUAGGCUACGUCCAGGCUGGGCAAAUUGUUUGCUGUCUGGUCUUCCUGCCUCUCUUGGGAUAUGGAAGCGAUCUUGUGAUCAAAUACUUCAGUCGUCGCAAUGGUGGCCUCUACAAGCCUGAGUACCGUCUCCCUGUCAUCGGUAUCCCCGCUAUUGUCGGCAUCGUCUGUGGAGUCAUCUACGGACAGGCUGCUGCCAACCCGGGGAAAUGGAGCGCGGCUGCGAUCGUUAUUGGCUAUAAUGCUAGCUACUUUGCGUUCUUGGGCGCAAACAUCGUUGGUAUUACUUACGCCGUGGAUAGUUUCCCCCAGCGCGCUGCGCCAUUCUUGGUUGUGGUUUGUGCUGGACGUGGUUUUAUUUCCUUCGGUCUGAGCUAUGCUACGUUGCCUGCUAUUAAAACCAUCGGUUAUGAUUGGACCAUGAUUGUUGAGGUAAUUAUUUGUGCGGUACUCGCGCUUCUUGCUAUCCCAAUUUUCUUCUUUGGACCUCGUAUCAGACGGUUUGCCCAGAAGUGGUGUGGUGUUGAUGAGAAGGCGAACUAA